Messenger RNA from Morus notabilis, 5173 nucleotides. Its product is annotated as protein SCAR2. Gene Ontology annotation, biological process: actin cytoskeleton organization; positive regulation of Arp2/3 complex-mediated actin nucleation. The transcript is spliced from 9 exons. Gene Ontology annotation, cellular component: cytoskeleton. Gene Ontology annotation, molecular function: Arp2/3 complex binding; protein kinase A regulatory subunit binding. The record is from RefSeq and is a predicted model, not a curated record. Lineage: Eukaryota; Viridiplantae; Streptophyta; Magnoliopsida; Rosales; Moraceae. The coding region runs from base 190 to 4680 and encodes 1496 amino acids.
CAUUCAUUUCGGCUCUCCUCUCUUCCCCAAAUUCCAAGGAACUCUCUCUCUCUCUCUCUCUUCCUCCGAGGGAAUUUCUGAUGCUUGAAAUGUGAAAUCGGAGAAGCAGAACGACACUGCGUUUUUCUCCGGAUUGCAGGUUCCGACAAAGUUAGGGUUUCAGAAUUCCGUCUGAAAUUUUCGAAGAAAAUGCCUUUGACGAGGUACCGGGUGAGGAGCGAGUACGGAUUGGCCGAUCCCGAGCUGUACAGAGCCGCCGACAAGGAUGAUCCCGAGGCGCUCUUAGAAGGCGUCGCCAUGGCUGGCCUCGUCGGAGUUUUGCGUCAGCUCGGCGACCUUGCUGAGUUUGCUGCAGAAAUAUUCCAUGACUUGCAUGAAGAAGUGAUGGCGACUGCUACAAGAGGACAUGGUCUAAUGGCUCGCGUUCAACAACUGGAAGCAGAAUUUCCUCCCAUUGAGAAGGCACUCUUGUCCCAAACUAAUCUUUCUUCAUUUUUCUACAAUGCAGGUGUUGAUUGGCAUCCCAAUUUGCGUUCUGAACAAAAUCUAAUUGCAUGUGGAGACUUGCCUCGCUUUGUAAUGGACUCUUAUGAGGAGGCCCGGGGCCCACCGCGGUUAUUCCUUCUGGACAAGUUCGAUGUUGCGGGAGCAGGAGCAUGUUUGAAGCGUUAUACUGAUCCAUCGUUCUUCAAGGUAGAUGCAGCAUCAUCUUUAAUGGAAACUGUAGAGAUUCAGCGAGAAAAGAAGAGCCGAAAAGUGAAGAGGAAAGGAUUGCGGUGGAGGAACGUAGAGACCACCCCAGAAGUUGUACCAACGUCACAUACAAAAUUGCACCAGUUGUUCCUUGAGGAACGUAUUGAGAAUGGUCAUAGUGACCCUGCACGUCUAGUGAAAUUGAAGAAAAGGCAGUUGAAUGGAUCUGUCGUUGACUCCAAAACAGGGAAAAGUUACAUGGAGAAGUUUGUGGAGAAUCCACUAGACCGUGAACUGGCUUGUGAAACCUCUAUUAUUCCAGCAACCUUCACAUCAGAUUAUACAAGUGAAUCAGGGAUUAGAAUACUUGAAAUCAGUAUGGUUAGUCCUGUAGAAAAUUCACCAAGGGAUGCAAGCGCUUGUUCAUCACCGAGUGUCCAUGAGGUGGUAUUGAAACCAUCAAUGAAUGGUUUUGACGAGGAGGCGGCUGAUGCUGAGAUUGUCAAGGUGCCUGACCCCUUGCUUAAUGAUGAGACAGUUGGAAGAUUGUCCACCCUUCAUGAAGUUCAAGUUGAGAAGCAAUUAGCGAUCGACAGAGGAGGCAAAACUAAAGUGAAUGCCAGUGGGUACGAGUCUGAUGAUAUAACCAGUGAGCUAGACAAUUACAUGGAUGCUUUAGCUAGCAUGGAGUCAGAAAUUGAAACGGACAAUGAGUAUAGGUCUAAUGGAAAUCUGCGCUUCUUGAAAGCUGAUAUUCACAGGGCGGAUUCUGAUGCGAAUGAAGAACAUCUUGAGCGCGGAGCCCACCUUUCAGAUUCUCAAUCAGUUGGAAACUUCUCUACUUCAGAUGACGGUAAUAAUUCUUUUAAGAAAAACAGAUCUAGUUUUUCUUACUCUGAUACUCCAAGCAGUUUGGCUGAGAUUACACCAUCUGAUUCUGAUGUAGGUGUGAAAGCAUUUCCUUCCACUGAAAUUUCUGGUGCAGAGAUUGUUAAUGAGCCAUUGCAUGAGCUCUCUGUAACUGCAGAGUCUCUAGGAGACAUAUCUGAUGAGCAUGUUGUGUCCCAUCUUACGUGCAUUAAGGAAGAAAAUACACCUGUUCAUGAAGAUGUAUCUAGUAUUGCAUUGCAUGUUGAUAUGCAUCCUACAACACUGCAGUCGGAUCCUGGAGAAACCUUGUCGACAGCUUCACUGGUGGAACCCGAAGGUGGAACACCCACAGAAUAUUUCAUGCCCGAGUCUAAAGCACCAAACAGUGUUGACAAUGGUACAAAUCUGGUUGAUUUAGUCGCUCAAGUUUCCUCCCAGAUUGAUGAUGAUUUCACAGAGACUUCUGGAGGAUAUCACGUGGAUGAAUCAGAUGCUAUGCCGCAUUUGUCAAACAUUUCAGAAGCUUCCGAUGAGGAAAACAGAGAUAGUUCUGUAGAUGAAGUACUUCAGACUGAAGAUGAAAUAGAAGAUUUAAAGGAAAGUUUGGUCACUGGUAAAAUUGAUUCACCAAGAACUUCAGGGAAAGAAAAGCAGCUCAGCUCAUCAUUGCCAGACUUAGAAAGUUGUUCUGCAAAUUUCAUUUUGCCUGCUUCAAGUGAUCAUUCAGAAGCAGUUGAGCCUGAUGGCCUGGAAUCCAAAUUGGAUAAUACUGUUACAGCAACUGAGGUCGACUCAGAAGAUUUACCAACCAUGGUGGAUACUGGAAAGAGCCAUAUCUCAGAAGAGGUACCAUCUACAGUGGAUUCUCUACAGACACCCGGGAUGACGGAGCAACAAUACCUACAUUUUACCGAACGUAAAGCCCAUCUCGAUCCUAAUUCAGCAGAAUCAGGCGUUCCAUAUUCCAAAGAGAAACCAAAUAUCGAAGAGAUUUCUGGGUCAGGGCAUUUUGAGGAGAUAGGUCUAUCUACAAGCUAUGUGGGAUCAGACAGAAGCAAUGUUACUUCUCUGGAACGUCCUUCUAGAUAUCUAACUGAUCCUGGUGAUAAUGAUCAUGCAGUCUUGGAUGAAGUAUCUAGUACAGUUGUUGUAGAAGAUCAAGCAAUCAAUUCUGCUGAUGCUACAAGUGUUGUUGAUAGUGUGGGCAAUGGUAUCUGUUUGCCUUCUGAUGUAGUUUAUUCUCCAUCCAGGAAUCCUACAAAUUUGCUGGAAUCUCUUGCUGGAUUUAUGGUUCCCAGUCAAAAAGAGGUGGAAUUGGAUGAGGGAGCUUGUCCGGAAGCUGCUAUGGAACGAGAAACACAGAAAGAACUAUGUCAUGGGGAAGUUGCUUCCACAGAUUCGGACUUGAACACAAGUACACCAGUUUAUUAUUAUCAUUCCAGUUCUAAAAUUGAUGAUAAUAAUGAUGAUUUACCUCUGGAUGAAAGAACCCAGAACAGUUUGUCUGCAAUUGAUAUCACUGCAGCCUCAUCUUUGGAUUUGAGAGGUCAGCAGUCAGAAUUAAUACAUUCCUCUAAUAGUUAUCAUUUAGAGGACAGGGAAUAUGCAGUGGCUUUACCUACCUCUUCCGUACCAGAGCCAGAAACUACAUCAGAAAAGUCACAAAAAUUGCGAGCUAAUCUAGUAGAUGGAGAGUGGGUGGUAACCGAUGAUGCAGGUCGUCAUCCAGAAUCUCCUUUAGAACAAUCAGAGUCACGAGUUGAUCAACUUGAUGCGAGAUCUUUGCAAGUUGAUCAACCAAGUAUUAAUUCAUCAAGUCUUCCGUCUGAAGAGAUGGAAUCCUUGAACCACAUGGCUGAGGAGAGAGGUGAGCAUUUUGAAUCUCAAAAACACAUUGAUCAAGGAAUAUAUGUGGAUGCUGCAUUGGAAUCGUGUAAAGAAGACCUUCCAAUCCAAUCUUCAACCUCACAAUUCUCGUCAAAAUCAGCAGGCCAGGAUGUUGAUAAUGUGAACCAAACACCAAAUCCAUUAGAGCCCGCUUGUCCUAGCAUUGGCAAGCGGCCUGAAGCAGCUGAAAUUAAUUUCGGGGAGAUGCCACCAAUGCCGCCCCUACCUCCUAUGCAAUGGAGGAUGGGGAAGUUUCAACAUGCUUUCCUAGAUGGUUGUUGUAGCUUAUUCCCGCCAAUUCAACCAUAUGGAGCUGAUGAGAAAGGUCAAGUUGAAUUACCUACAUCUCAAGGUGGUAUACAUCAUACCCAGAACCUGUUGCCUCUCACGAUUGUAGAAAAUGAAAAGUCCCUGCAUGUUGCUGUGCCUUUGGCAGGUAGUUUUGCACAGCCUCCAACAUACUCAUUGCAGUUGCCAACGACGGUUAAUGAUGCUAAUGGUCAAUACAAUUACAUCACUUCGGGGGGAACACAAUCCCUGAAUCCGUUCUUGACGUUACCAGCAGUUUCUAGUGAGAGAUGUGAGCAGGGAGAAAAGGUGCAGCCUGAUUCAAGUCCCUUCCCGCCAACACCAACCACUCAAGGUAAAAGCACACAUAGUGCUGAUGUUUCACUCGCAGUCACUCACCCUCUAAACCAACAAGCACCGGGAGCAGAUACCAUGACACAUCAUUGGUCAUCACAAUAUUCUGAAGGAGAAGGAAAUCCGUUUGUCACAUCUAUUCCACCUCCUCCUGUGGCAGAAGAGCAGGUUCGGUUUGGCUUACUGAUGCCAGAGGGGGAAACCCCAUGGUCGUCAAAUAAUUCUUCUACAAUGUCAGAAUCUGAAGUUGGAAAGCCAAACGGAAAUGCAGUGAACAAGCUCCCUCGUCCCAGGAAUCCUCUCAUUGAUGCUGUUAAUGCGCAUGGAAAAAGCAAGUUGAGAAAGGUAACUGAACGAGUUCGGCCUCAGAUUGGACCAAAGGCAGAUGAAAGAGAUUCGCUACUAGAACAGAUACGAACUAAGUCCUUCUACUUGAAGCCUGCUGCAGCGACAAGGCCCAGCAUUCCAGGUCCUACUAAAACCAACUUGAAGGUUGCUGCAAUAUUGGAGAAAGCAAAUGCAAUUCGUCAGGCAUUGGCUGGAAGCGAUGAUGAACACGAUGAUGACGAUAGUUGGAGCGACUCUUGAAACAAAACUGAUUCCCUUACGGCAUCCAGUGAUUACCUUGAACUACGUUGGGGAACUAAUUUCUCCCGUUGAGCAAAUAGGAAUUUCAUAUCAGAUCUUCAUUUGUUUACACCAUUCAUGUAUUAUACUCCCCUUCACACACUUAUCCCCAUACACGUGUUGUUGUCAAGAGGCCCUGCUCUGUUCCACGGAUAUAUGUUCGGGGGCAGAAAAGAAAAUGCAUUAUACGAGAAUGACUGCUCGAGGUUCAGCGUGCAAGCGCCGGGCCUAUAAAGUAUAUGGCACACAUAGUCAUCCUUUAAAGAUCUUGGUCUGUGUAAAUUGUGUUGUGAGUGUAAAUUUUGACAUGAAAAUGCUUUUGAUGAAAUUUUGUAACGUCUGUAUGUAGCUCCUUUUACAUGUAUGUACGCAUUCAUUUGGUCUACAACCGCACCGCACCCUUUACGAAACAGGCAUUUCUAUGUUACAUAUAUAGCUGGUUAAUUUAUGAAUU